Molecule: messenger RNA, 945 nt
Organism: Schizophyllum commune H4-8
Lineage: Eukaryota; Fungi; Basidiomycota; Agaricomycetes; Agaricales; Schizophyllaceae
Product: glycoside hydrolase family 16 protein
Exons: 8
Coding region: 1-945 (314 amino acids)
Biological process (GO): glucan catabolic process
Molecular function (GO): hydrolase activity, hydrolyzing O-glycosyl compounds
Source: RefSeq, a predicted model, not a curated record
AUGAAGGUCUUCGCUCUCCUGCUCGUCGCUUCUAUAUUCGCCCAUGCCUGCGCCAAGUCUUAUCAUCUCUCAGAGAGCUACGUCGGCAGCGGCUUCUACAGUGGCUUCGACUUUCAGGCCAUCACAGACCCUACGCACGGACGCGUGAACUACGUUGAUAUGUACACCGCACAGGGCAGGAAUCUCACCUAUACCACAGGCGAUACGUUCAUCCUACGUGGGGACAGCUGGUCCUACCUCAGACCAAAUGGCCCCGGUCGCGAUUCUGUACGCAUACAGUCGAAGAAGACAUACACGAACCAUAUUUCUGUCUUCAACGUGCGGCACAUGCCUCAAGGUUGUGGGACUUGGCCUGCGAUGUGGUACGCGGACGUGAAUAAUUGGCCCGGCGCUGGCGAGAUCGACGUCGUUGAGGGCGUCAAUGACAUAUCUCCCAACGCGGCAACGCUUCAUAGCACUGCGGGCUGCACGAUGCCUGGCGGGCGCGACAUGCAAGGGUCUCCCACCCAAUCUGACUGUAAUGUCAACGUGAAUGGCAAUGCAGGCUGCGGCGUCCGCAUGUCGACUCCUCUGUCGUACGGCCCCAGCUUCAAUGCGAAUGGCGGAGGCUGGUUUGUGACGGAGCGCAAGAGCACUGCGAUCUCCGUCUGGUUUUGGGCGCGCAACGAUCCCAGCGUACCUGCGGCGGUUAGGGAUAGGCGCAGUGAUAUUGUUUCCGGAGAUCUAGGAACUCCGCAAGCGUACUUUCCAAACACAAAUUGCAACUUUGGGAGCCACUUCGGUGCCCUGAGAAUCAUCAUCAACCUUACGUUUUGCGGCGAUUGGGCAGGCAAUGUGUACAACAACGACGGCUGUCCUGGGAGCUGCAUAGAUCGGGUUAACAACAAUCCAAGCGCGUUUGGCGAGGCGUACUUCAACAUAGCAAAUAUCGACAUAUACGUAUGA